Molecule: messenger RNA, 751 nt
Organism: Mesitornis unicolor (brown roatelo)
Lineage: Eukaryota; Metazoa; Chordata; Aves; Mesitornithiformes; Mesitornithidae
Gene: PHF11
Product: PHD finger protein 11
Exons: 8
Cellular component (GO): nucleus
Molecular function (GO): histone deacetylase binding; histone binding
Source: RefSeq, a predicted model, not a curated record
GAUAAUGGCGAAGAUGGUGAGAAGAACAUGUGCGUUUUGUGCAGAAGGGGAGGCUGGCUCUGUAAUGUAUAUUGCUGAAGAGCGAGAUAUUGCAGCUCAUCAGGAUUGUCUGUUAUUUUCCUCGGGAUUUGUGGAAUCUGAAGAGUACAACCCAGAUAAUCUGGAUGUCAGGUUUGAUGUGGCAUCGGUGUUGAAGGAACUCAGGAGAGGAAAGCGGCUGGUGUGCAACUUCUGUCGCAAGAAAGGAGCCACUGUGGGAUGUGAGGAAAGGGCCUGCCGCCGAAGUUACCACUACUUUUGUGCACUCUGCGAUGAUGCAGCAAUAGAAACUGAUGAAGUAAAUGGAGUUUACCGAGUGUUCUGCCCAAAACAUGACCCAGGCAAUAGGACCAAUCACUAUGGUGCAGCCAGUAAGAGGAGAAAACAUACAUUAAAAUCCUCCACCAUCAUGGAUCAAAUGAGCACAGAAGAGACGGCAGAAGAAGACAGUUUACAAAUGCUAAAAAGAAAAAACGACAGGCAGAAAGUCCGAAUAGACUUUCUUAGGAAAUGCAAGCAAGCCGGGCUUCUAGAUGACAUAUUUGAAGAAAUGCUGGACACGCUUCACCUGGCACAGGAAAAACUGAUGGAUGACAACACUUCUGAAACAGAGUAUGAAGAGACAGUGAUGUCCCUUUUUGACUGUGGACUGUUUGAAAAUAUACUCACAAAUAUUCAUUCAGGUAUGUGAAAAAAGCUGUCUGAGCAGUAG